Eptesicus fuscus (big brown bat) is the source of this 1023-nucleotide messenger RNA. RefSeq names its product fibroblast growth factor 2 (gene FGF2). The transcript is spliced from 4 exons. The coding region runs from base 1 to 828 and encodes 275 amino acids. Gene Ontology annotation, cellular component: cytoplasm. The record is from RefSeq and is a predicted model, not a curated record. Gene Ontology annotation, biological process: positive regulation of gene expression; cell differentiation; fibroblast growth factor receptor signaling pathway. Gene Ontology annotation, molecular function: growth factor activity; fibroblast growth factor receptor binding. NCBI's taxonomy places the organism in Eukaryota, Metazoa, Chordata, Mammalia, Chiroptera, Vespertilionidae.
AUGCCUAACGAUUUAGCAAGGACGGUGGACGCCGUGCCCGCGGCUGCAACCGGACCCCGGGCGCUGCGGCGUAGGGAAGCGGCCCUCCCGAGAGUGGCGGCCGCGGAGACUCGGAGCCGCAAAUCCCCGCUCCCGGGCCGCCCGGCUCCCCGCGCGCCGGGGCCGGCGGAGAGGGCAGGGCCGAGCGGCACGAGGCUGGGGGCCCGCGGCCGUGGCCGCGGGCCGCCGGGCGGGAGGCUGGGGGGCCGGGGCCGGGGCCGCGCCUCGGAGCGGGUCGGAGGCCGAGGCAGGGGCCGAGGGGCGGCGGCUCCCCGCGCGGCGCCAGGGGCUCGGGGACCCCGGCAGAGCCCCGGUGGGGCCAUGGCCGCCGGGAGCAUCACCACGAUGCCCGCCCUGCCGGACGACGGCGGCAGCGGCGCCUUCCCGCCCGGCCACUUCAAGGACCCCAAGCGGCUGUACUGCAAAAACGGGGGCUUCUUCUUGCGCAUCCAUCCCGACGGCCGAGUGGACGGCGUCCGGGAGAAGAGCGACCCGCACAUCAAACUACAACUGCAAGCAGAAGAGAGAGGGGUCGUGUCUAUCAAAGGAGUGUGUGCCAACCGCUAUCUCGCUAUGAAGGAGGACGGCCGGUUACUGGCUUCUAAAUGUGUUACGGAUGAGUGUUUCUUUUUUGAACGGUUGGAAUCCAAUAACUACAACACUUACCGGUCAAGGAAGUACUCCAGUUGGUAUGUGGCAUUGAAGCGGACGGGGCAGUAUAAACUUGGACCUAAAACAGGACCUGGCCAGAAAGCCAUACUUUUUCUUCCGAUGUCUGCUAAAAGCUGAUCUUAAGGGUACCAUCUGAUCUCGUUUCACAUGAUGGAAGAGGUAUAUUUUAGGAAUUUGUUAAUGAGAGGAAAAGAAAAUGUGUGCAGCUAUCUGCUCAGUUUGGAUAACUGGUCAGAUAACCUUUGAUCUAAUAGUAAAAUAUUUAACCAUUGCCUUAGUAAAGAAAAACAACAAGAAUUCUUGGAAAAUGUA